Messenger RNA from Xiphophorus hellerii (green swordtail), 674 nucleotides. Its product is annotated as moronecidin-like. The transcript is spliced from 3 exons. NCBI's taxonomy places the organism in Eukaryota, Metazoa, Chordata, Actinopteri, Cyprinodontiformes, Poeciliidae. The coding region runs from base 146 to 541 and encodes 131 amino acids. The record is from RefSeq and is a predicted model, not a curated record. Gene Ontology annotation, biological process: defense response to bacterium.
AUAGUUUCACAAUAUGAUAAUAGACUCAUUGUCAGAUAUAUAAGUAGAGAGGGGCAACAGUCCACCAGCACAUCGGUUACCAACGUUGGUGAAACCCUCGACUGUCCGCUUCAGAGCAGCUUUUCAACGGUUACAAGAAAGCAAGAUGAAGUUGGCCGUGGUAUUCCUGGUGCUGUCCAUGGUUGUGCUUAUGGCUGAACCUGGAGAAGCAUUUUUCAGACAUUUUGUGCGACAUGUUUUGGGACGUUGUACUAUCUGGGGAAAGAAGAAGGAAGCGGAACAAGCCGACCAGCAAAAACUGGACCAGCAGAAACUGGACCAGCAGAAACUGGACCAGCAGAAACUGGACCAGCAAGAACUGGACCAGCAAGAACUGGACCAGCAAGAACUGGACCAGCAAGAACUGGACCAGCAGGAACUGGACCAGCAGCAACUGGACCAGCAGGAACUGGACCAGCAGGAGAAAGACCAGCAGGACAAAGACCAGCUGCAAAUUCAAAAACGUUCAUUUCAGCAACACAAGGCUUUGCAGCGUCAUUAGGCAACGACCCAAAUAUAAUUUGGGUCAAAUUGCCCGAAACAUGCAUUUUGCUUUUCCUGAAGGAUUUUUGCUGAAUUGAUUUUGAUACAAUCAAUUGAUAAAUAAAAAAUGGCUUGGCAGCAGAAUAAAUUGA